ACCCGGCUACCGGUCAUCUUUCUUUUAUUUCUUGCUUUGGUCAAGUUGGCUCCUGCCAGCCCUUUUUAUGUAGAAAUGGAUUCUCCUUCUCAAAAGGUGAGCUGUUUCAUUGAUGUAGCUAAGCCGUGUAGAUCAGUGAAGUGAGACUGCAAUCUAACCCCUAGGUCAUGACCUUAAUUUCUCGUGCAACUGGUCAUGAGAUGACAUUUGCGUGACAUUGAGUCAAAAGAAGUCUGAGCCAUCAUUCGUGUGUUUGCCACCGAGAAAUGGUGUUGUUUCUAUGUUCAAUACGUUGUGUGGAUUUGAGCUGCAGUAUUUGAAAUGGAUCUCAAGGUACUCACUCUCGAAAUAGCACUUCACGUUCGGCACUGUUGUCCUUUGAUAGGGUACGUAGACCAAAGAAGCUGUUUUAAGGUUUAAAACAAAUUUGAACCCUCGAUUAUAAAAGUUUCAAGUAUAAUGCGGUGUCCAUUUUCAAUCUCGCUUCCUUUAAAUAGGGUCAGGGUUUGCUCAUCUUGCGAAAAAAAACAUUCAAAAUGGAAUGUCUAUGUACCUUACUGGGGGUUUCCAACAUUCUGGCUUCUUCUGGACUGUUUUGGGCCUUCAGGUAGUAAACGGACUCGCUGUAAACCGUAUGCAAUCGGCGCGAGUUUUAGAAUUAGCAACCCAAGCUUUGCCGUUUAUUCGUCGCAUCUUGCUCUGUUUACUGCCUGACCUUCUGGAACAUGCAAGGCUUCUUAUCAAUAACGCAUUAACAAACCACCUCGUAAAAUGUCAUUGCAUUUUCAAGGUCGUGGGUUAUAACAUUCAGAUCAGGGAGUCUGGGGAAGAGUACACCGAGACAAUCGAGGUGGACACAGAGAAGCAGACCGAACUGUUUAAAGUUCCUGCUCAUGUUAACGUGGACCAAAGCAAUAUUUUGCACGAUUUCAAAAAGGUAAGCCUGUCAUCUUAAUUUUAAUUUACUCAAGCCCAUAGUGAUGUUGCCUAAGCCGUAACGAAGUAAAGAGUUAAAACUCUAUUUCAGCCUGAGUUCGAUGACCAUCGAACGAAAUCGCCUCAAUUUCUUUCAGUACUUCUGUAAGGGCCAUUUACCACCUUGACAGCCCGACUCGAUGAAAAAAUUACAGGACCAAGGUCGUAAGUAGUUCUCGUCCCUCUCAUUCAGAUUAUGAAAGAGGCCCAUAAUUGGCUAGGAGAACAGUCAUUAUUUAUCGCUCGGGGGAGGGGAGGGGGGGGGGUGGAAGAUUUUGGGGGGCAACCAAAAACAUUUGACUUAGAAGAUAUGUCAGUUGUAAUUCUCUACCAAUAUACAAUCCCCACAUAAGUAGGAAACCAGAAGAGCUGUUCCGUUUUUUUCGUUUCAUCUUACCGAUUCUAAAACGAAAACGUUUCAAUGCUCCCAUAACCCCUGAAAUUGCAAAUAACAGUAAUCAAAUGUUCACUCCAACUACUGCCUCACACUUUGUCUUAUUCAGUUUGGAGAAGACCCUCAGUAAAUACCACACAAAUAUUGUUUCAUUAUACUUCACUUACGGAUGUUCUCAUGCAAAACGUUGACAUAUCAUAUCUGGUUAUUUCUCACGCUUGUAGAGACACAACCGUACUUUUGGAUUAAGACUAUCUUUGGAUUCUUUAUUGGGACAAAAAAAUUCGUUUUUACUUUGAAUUUAAAGCCCCCACCCCCUCCUCCACUCACUUCUAAAUAGCUCAAUAGCAGUGGCUAACACUUCAUUGGCUACAAUUUUAAGUCUCUUUAGUUUUUCACCUGUAGCCCUCUCCCUUCCCUGCUUCAGUAGUGACACUUUAUUUCUCACGACAAUACAAAGAUAAGGGAGCUAAAGUUAAUUUUAUUACCGUAAAACUGUUUAUAGUCGAGCAUAGAAAAAUUUUGCGUAAAAUGUAAAUUAAUUGAGGAAAGUAAUUAUGCAUGAGUUAAGAAGCACUUCGACUCAAAUUAAUUCUAAAUGUCUAAUUUUUGUUCAAAUUUAGACACAAACUCGUCAAUAUCACAUGCUUUGGAAAACGUUUUUGGGUGAUAUAAGUAAUAUUUUGCUUAUAGUAAAUAGUAAUUAAAACGUACUCAAGGAAGUGCAUGCGUAUUUUGCACUAAAACGAUAAAUAACUUCCGUAUAAAAUUCUGGAGUGUUGUGACGUGAAAGGAAGGUGUGGUGAAUAGAGUCUGGCUCUUUGAAGUUAGGCCAUAUCUGCAUAAUUUUUUCAUGGUGAAAGGUCUUCUAAGCAGUAACUUGAAAUUAAAUCAUAUAAUCUAGUUUCUGUUGUGUUUUGCCAAUUGCAGUGAAAUUCGAUCUCCAACUGCCUCCUGGCUUAAGUUCUUUUUCCCAUUUGUUUGUUACUGAUCUUCAUUUCAGCCUGUUUUAAUUUUAACCAUAUGUGACCGUUUCUUGCUCAGACAAAUUACCGACGAAAUCUUUCCACACUGGUCAUUAAUAUAGUCAGAUACCUAUCUAUUCUUGCUUUAGGUUAAAUAAGAAUUAUUUUCUCUUUCUGCAGAAUCUCAGCAUGAUGCAGUUGCCGGAAAAGAAGAUCUGUUAUAUUUUGCCUCUAGAAAUGGAAGUUUCGACGCCAGAGAAACUCAUUAAUGAUCUCGACAAGGCUAACGGGGUAAGAAAAUGCCAAUUUUAUUUUUCUGAUGUGCCUUUUAACAACUCAGCAUGAAAAUGGGCAUGCAUAAAACACACCAGAGCAAUCUUCAAAGUAGAGCAAUAGUAAAAUUUUGUUCAUGUGUGGAGGAGAUCCUUUUUCAUCCCCUUUCGAGUUUAGCACAGUUUUUACUUAUUUCUAGCCUCUUUUAAGCAGCAGGAGGGGAUGGCUUUUGGAUUUGAAUUCCUUGAAUAACACUUUCGACGAAAGGUUUUCAAUAUUAACAUCUCAGUCUCUCUUUCACUCCAACGAAAACCUUGCCAAAAUUGUUCAGUGGUUAAUUUUUGAGUCUCAGCAAUCAAAGAAGAGCUAAACAAACACAGUGAAGAUUUAUCUAGUGUUUUUCUUAGCUAGCUAGAAAAUUGCAUCUCUUACACAAUUGAAACUAAGAUCUGAAAAAGGUUUGGGUAGAGAGAAAGGGAAAACACCUCUCUCUCUAUGAAGUUGCUUUUGCUAGGUGAGCUCGCAAAGGUUCUUCGAAGCCGUUGUCAAAGAGCUGAGUUAAGGAGCGAUGAUUCUCUAUGAAUUCCCCCGUUCUUCACACCCUAAUCGUUGAAAGAGAACUGUGGGGGUAGACUUCUUCAGUAGCAUAACGAUAAGUAACUUAUCUUGGCCGUCAUUCUCAGCUUUACUUUCUGUCUCGUUUUAGUUUCACCUACUAGGAAGUAAUAUGUCUAUUCUACAUUUUACAGAUAACCAUCAGCAAGAAGUCAGUUAUUGACAACAAAUGGACAGUAAAUGGUGAGGUGACUGAUACAUCUGCUCUAAGCGAAGAGAUGGCCUCUUUUUGUGAAAACUACGCAAUAUACUACCUCAAAAAGAUAGAGGACACCGUGAAAUCUACCAGGAUCCAAACAAAUGGUAAG
Messenger RNA from Pocillopora meandrina, 3530 nucleotides. The record is from the annotation of a GenBank genome assembly. NCBI's taxonomy places the organism in Eukaryota, Metazoa, Cnidaria, Anthozoa, Scleractinia, Pocilloporidae.